UACUUUUUCCUUUGAGGAAUAAGAUUGAGAAUAUCCUAUGAAUUACAUGUUACCUGAUUCCUUUUUGGAUUUGAAUUCCUAUUCCAAUCAAAAUAAACUUAUCAGAAAUCGAGAAAAAGUAUGAAUAAAAGUGGAUAAGGGAUUGUACGUUGUUUGCCUAAAUCCUAUUAGUACUUCCUCGAUUUGGUAAUGCUGUAUAUCUAUAUAAUGACUGCCCCCUAUGCUUUCUUCCCCCCGUUGUUCUCUGAACGAACUAAUUCUCAUGCCAUCGGAAAAUCAUCGAAAAAUAAUAGAUUUUAAACAAGAUGCAAGCUGUCGAAGGUACACCAUGUCUGCAGUUUCCCUUACCUCCUGUGCCGGUCGUAAAUCCUUACUUGGGUACAAUGGAGUACUGCUACUCAAUUAUUCCCCUUCCCAUGCAUGAUCCCGACCCUCUUCCUAUACCUGGCGUUAUAUAUCCGGUUUGGAAGAGCAAUUUAGUGCCUGCGUUUUCGCAGAUUUGGAAACUAAUUAGCCAAGGUGGCCGCUGGUUCGCUUCUAUAGACACAGAAUUCCCUGGCACAAUUUAUGAUUACGACAAAGGCCGUCUCCAUGACCCUCUGUACAAGUAUAUGAUGAUGAAGAAGAACGUGAACGACACCAACAUAAUCCAGUUGGGUCUCACACUCGCAGACCUUAACCAAAACAUCUAUACCUGGGAGUUCAAUUUCAGCGACUUUGAUAUUGACCGUGAAGAUCAUAAGCAUAUCAAGCGCUCAAUUGAGUUACUUAAGCGUCACGGAAUCGAUUUCUGGAGAAACAAGGAGGAUGGUAUACCUUCGCAUGAGUUCGCGAGAAUGUGUCGGGAAGUUGGGCUGUUAGAAAACAGAUUGGUAGAGUUGACAUGGGUGGGUUUCCAGAUCUCAUCUGAUUUGGGCUACUUCACCAAGAUCCUCACUGGGCAAAAGUUGCCAGACGAUUUUGAGGAGUACAAGAAGGCUGAAAGGAUCUACUUUGGGGAUAGGGUUUGUGAUGUCAAGGACAUGAUGAACUCGUUUCCGACACUAAAAGGCGGUUUGAACAACGUGGCGGAGAAACUGGGGAUUGCUCGUGCGGCCGGCAAGAGUCACCAGGCCGGGUCUGAUAGUCUGUUGACAUAUCUAACCUUCAUCAAGCUGAGCUCAAUGUAA
This is a messenger RNA of Rosa rugosa (rugosa rose), 1169 nucleotides long. RefSeq names its product probable CCR4-associated factor 1 homolog 11. The record is from RefSeq and is a predicted model, not a curated record. Gene Ontology annotation, molecular function: nucleic acid binding; poly(A)-specific ribonuclease activity. Lineage: Eukaryota; Viridiplantae; Streptophyta; Magnoliopsida; Rosales; Rosaceae. The transcript has a single exon. Bases 306 to 1169 code for a protein of 287 amino acids. Gene Ontology annotation, cellular component: CCR4-NOT core complex; P-body; CCR4-NOT complex.